Molecule: messenger RNA, 3138 nt
Organism: Elaeis guineensis (African oil palm)
Lineage: Eukaryota; Viridiplantae; Streptophyta; Magnoliopsida; Arecales; Arecaceae
Product: receptor-like protein kinase ANXUR2
Biological process (GO): protein phosphorylation
Molecular function (GO): ATP binding; transmembrane receptor protein tyrosine kinase activity
Source: RefSeq, a predicted model, not a curated record
CUCUCCCCUCUCCUCCAUUCUCUCUGGUCCCAGAGCCCCCCCUCACCCAAUCCAUGGCUGAGUCCAACCCCAAUUUCCCCUCCUAAGGGCACCCCUAAGAGCCCCUUCCCCCCUCUCCGGCGUACAGGAAAUCUUUGACUCCCAUCUUUUCCUGUACGCCAUGAAAUCCAUACACAUUUCCUUGCUUUCUCUCCUCUCUUUCUCCCUCCUCCUCCCUGUUCUUUCCGGCCCGCUUUCGGACACCUACACCCCCACCGACUCCAUCCUCCUCGAUUGCGGCUCCUCCGCCGACGGCACCGACGCCGACCACCGGAAAUGGGCCGCCGACGACAGCUCCAAAUUCCGUCCCUCCGGCAAUUCAACCACCGCGCCGGCCGCAUUCCAGGACCCCUCCCUCCUGUCCCCCGUCCCCUACAUGACCGCAAGGAUCUUCACAUCCGAAUCCACGUAUAAGUUCGCCGUAUCCGACAAGGAUCACCAUUGGAUUCGCCUCCAUUUUUAUCCAUCCACCUACAACAGCCUCAACCCAGAGGAUGCCUACUUCUCCGUCACCGCCUCCGGUGGCAUCACUCUCCUCCAUAACUUCAGCGCCCAUGUCACCGCUCAGGCAUUGACGCAAGCCUACAUUGUCAAAGAAUUCUCGAUCCCACCUUCCUCCGAUGGAGCUCUCAGCCUCACCUUCGCUCCCUCCACCGAGCACCCGAAUUCAUAUGCCUUCGUCAAUGGAAUCGAGAUCAUUUCGAUGCCCGACAUUUAUGUCGAGCCGGCAACAUUGGUCGGCUUCUCCGAUUCGACCGUGGAUGUCGGCGAAUCGGCGCUCGAAGUGAUGUACAGAUUGAAUGUCGGCGGGCAGUACAUUCCCGCGAGCAAUGAUUCCGGGCUUAGCCGGACUUGGUACGACGACUCGCCAUAUAUAUACGGUGCAGGUUUCGGCAUCUCCUUCGCCGCUGAAAAGAAAGUUCAGAUCAAGUACCCGUCGGAUGAUUCGAAGUACAUUGCUCCGAUCGAUGUCUACCGGACGGCGAGGUCGAUGGGCCCCGAUAACGCCGUUAACAAGAACUAUAAUCUAACUUGGGUCUUCCAAGUUGAUGGGAACUUCACUUAUGUCGUCAGGCUGCAUUUCUGCGAGAUUCAAUUGGACAAGGUCAAUCAGAGGGUGUUCGAUAUAUUUGUCAACAAUCAGACGGCGACCGCUGCCGCCGAUGUGCUCGCAUGGACAUCGGAGAAGGGUGUGCCGACUUACAAGGACUACGCCGUGGCUGUUGCCGGUGGAGCUGGUGACAAGCAGCUGUGGGUGGCAUUGCAUCCCUCGGUGGAGUCCCAGCCCGAGUACUACGACUCCAUCUUGAAUGGCUUGGAGAUUUUUAAAUUGAGCAACGCGGGAAACCUGGCGGGACCGAACCCUGAGCCGUCUCCACUGUCCAUGGCCCAACGGGAGCAAGAUCGUGAGUUCCAGAAGGACUCAUUGAGCAAGAGCUCCAUGAUCGGUGGGGCAGCCGGUGGUGCCGCAGCGAUCGGGCUGCUCGCCGCCUUCUGCUUCGUGGUGUAUCGGCACAAGAAGAGGAUCGAUGGGGGUGGCUCUGCCGGUGGCUCGGGUUGGUUGCCACUCUAUGGAAAUUCUCAUACUUCGACCAUCUCCGGAAAGAGUUGUGCUUCGAGCCAUUUGUCGACCAUGGCGGCAGGCCUAUGCCGGCAUUUCUCAUUUGCCGAGAUCAAGCAAGGUACCAAGAACUUCGAUGAGUCGCUGGUCAUCGGCGUUGGAGGCUUCGGUAAGGUCUACAAGGGAGUCAUUGAUGGGGGGAUGAAGGUGGCAAUCAAAAGAUCGAACCCCUCUUCGGAGCAAGGUGUUAAUGAGUUCCAGACCGAGAUCGAGAUGCUCUCGAAGCUCAGACACAAGCAUUUGGUCUCACUUAUUGGUUACUGCGAGGAUGAUGGCGAGAUGAUCUUGGUUUAUGACUACAUGGCUCAUGGAACACUGAGGGAGCACCUGUAUAAGAGCAACAAGCCUCCUCUUUCAUGGAAGCAGAGGCUGGAGAUUUGUAUUGGAUCUGCAAGGGGGCUGCACUACUUGCACACAGGAGCCAAGUAUCCAAUUAUCCACAGGGAUGUGAAGACCACCAACAUUCUUUUAGAUGAGAAGUGGGUUGCCAAGGUUUCAGAUUUCGGGCUGUCGAAGACCGGACCGAUGAUGAAUCAGACUCAUGUCAGCACCGUGGUGAAAGGCAGUUUUGGAUACUUGGAUCCUGAGUACUUCCGGAGGCAGCAGCUGACUGAUAAGUCUGAUGUCUACUCCUUUGGGGUGGUUCUCUUUGAGGUCUUAUGUGCAAGACCAGCCCUGAAUCCAAGCCUUCCAAGGGACCAGGUCAGUCUCGCCGAUUGGGCUUUGCACUGCAAGAAGAAGGGAUUUCUCGAGGAUAUUAUCGAUCCAGUUCUUAAAGGAAAGAUCGAUCCAGAAUGCUUGAAGAAGUUUGCAGAUACAGCAGAGAAGUGCCUCUCUGAUCAAGGUGUUGAUAGGCCUACUAUGGGGGAUGUCUUGUGGAAUCUAGAAUUUGCUCUUCAGUUGCAAGAACAUAAUGAAGAAGGGAAGCCAAUGUCAACUGGAAUCGUUGUUGACUCUAAUUCAGUUACCAGUGGCGGUAGUUUCGAUGGCCGCAACCCUAAUGAAAGCAUCGGUGGAAGGAGCGGAGCGAGCGAUGAUUCUGAUGGCCUAACUGACAGUGUAGUAUUCUCUCAGCUCAUCAAUCCAACGGGGCGGUAAUAUGUUUCCAUUAUGUUCUCCCAGCUCAUGAAUCCAAGGGGAUGAUAAGAAUAUGUCUGUAUAUUGCUUGGCUAAAUCAAGAUCUAUCUUUGGUUGUUGGCCAGGCGGUCGACUAGUUUUAUGUUGAUGAUGUCAAUGGGAUUGGCAAAAAUAAAGCCACAUUUACUGGGCGCAUUAGAGACUCUUCGGUGGUUUGGAUUUUCUUUUUGAUACUUGUCCAUUUUUUUCCUGCACUGUCAGGCUCUUGAAGCUGAUAGUAGCAUGUAUUUAAUAGUAUAAACGAAUUCACACAUUCCGAUCUCAAGUCCGAUUGGCAUCUGUUAUUCAUGUAUACUCGGAAAAAUUAUACUAUGUCUAAUAUUUUUCAUCCUGUUUAAUUU